Messenger RNA from Bolinopsis microptera, 2984 nucleotides. RefSeq lists its product as uncharacterized. Gene Ontology annotation, molecular function: ATP binding; protein serine/threonine kinase activity. Gene Ontology annotation, cellular component: nucleus. Lineage: Eukaryota; Metazoa; Ctenophora; Tentaculata; Lobata; Bolinopsidae. The coding region runs from base 544 to 2244 and encodes 566 amino acids. The record is from RefSeq and is a predicted model, not a curated record. The transcript has 12 exons. Gene Ontology annotation, biological process: protein phosphorylation; mitotic DNA damage checkpoint signaling.
CACCAUGAAACUGAAAGAGAAGUUGUGAACACAGCGAUCUUACUAUGAAACAGCAAGUCCUUAUUUUAUUCUUUCUGCUUUCUUUCCAAAUCCUUAUCACCUCACAAGAGCAGAACAGAACAGACUGUCAGGCCGGACAACACUAUGUGAAUUCGAGAAAAGAAUGUAGAAACUGUCCCAAUAAACCCGAACAUAAGUGGAGUAACGACGCUGCCACCAAAUGUGAAAAGUGUAAUGGAACUAUUUGCAGUAAGGGCCACUUGGUCGAUGUAUUUAUUUAGUAGUCACGUUGUAGAAGUGCGCCGUUCUGACCUACCACCCUUCUACAAUAGUCAAUACAGUACUGCAGAGAAUGUCUGACUGAUGUUUGUGAUACGACAAGUCCGGAGCACUACUUAAGUGGAGAUAACAGCGAACUCAAGGAGAAAUGUCUAGAUAAAGAUAGCACGCUCAAUUGUUCUCAAGAUUGCUACUUGCAGUCACGCCAUGCAUUGACGCGUUGUUAACAUUAUAGACUGCAAUUGUGAUAAUAACCGGAGAACAAUGGAUUCGUGUGUAAAAAGGAAAAAAUUCACCAAAGAGUGUUUUCAAAACGAGUGUGACGGAACGAUGUACUACCUGAAGGAUACCGUGUUGGCUACCCUCAGCUCCUGCUACAACCAGUAUAAAGUUAACGGUACCUGCGGUAGAAAGGAAUGUUGGGAAACUUUCUCGUCCUACCAGGCUGCUCUGAAGACUUGUAACUGUUACCACACUUAUCAACUUGAUGGCAUUCCUACGGAUACUACCAAGAGCUGUCAAGAUAGAAAAGAUUUCUACGACGGGUUGUCUAAUCUGUGCACUGAAAUGCCCUCCCACACUACACUCAUCAUCACCAUCGUACUGAGCACUGGUGGACUUCUCUCUGUAGCUGCUGUAAUGUAUUUCGGUCAAAAACACGCAGUUAACUACGGACGAGAGUUGAAGAAAAGCGGUAGGAUCGGUUCAAUACUGAAAUAUAUAGACUGGGACAAGAUAACACCACUAGGAGCCGCUGCUUUCGCGCUCGGGAGAAAUAGAAAUCCUGACAAUUUGCAGGACAAAGAGAUAGUCUUGAAGAUCAGGUUCAACUUGUUAGGCGGAUGUUUUGGGGUUCAGUGUCAACAUGUUGUGUUGAAAAUAUUCUCCGAGUCACAGUCUGAACAACAGGGCGUUGAAAUGGGAAUCAUCAACUCAAUCUCUGAUAAAGAGAAGGCUAAAGAAUGCAACAUAAUAUCCGUGUAUGGACCAACCAAAGAAAAAGAUAACAAUGAUCUGAUAAGCUUCUUGGAAACUCUGAUUAAGAAGUCAACGAAAUGUGCUCCCCUUAGAGAUGUGAUCAAGAGGAGUUAUCUUGGAGGUGAUCAAGAUCAAAACAUGGAGAUUCCUCGAUGCAAGUACAUCAUGAUGAACCACUGUAAUGAAUUAUCGCUUACCAAGUUUAUUGGAUCCAAUCGUCUCACGCUUGACUUAAUCAAACACCUCUGUAAAAAUCUCGCCGAAGCUCUGAACUAUCUUCAUGAGAUAAACAAACCAACUAUAGUACACUGCGACAUCAAACCUGACAACAUUUUCGUUAAAAGCCGCAACAAGAAAACGUCUUUUAUCCUCGGCGACUUUGGUUUUGCUGAAAAGACGGAGGGAAAAGUGUUUCGUCUCAGAGGUAGCACCCCAAGCUAUGUUCCUCCGGAGUGGUAUUUGGAUCAAAAGGAUAACAAGGGCACGAUCGAGCUCAAAAACGAGUGCGCGUCUGAACUUCAAAAACGGGUUUUCAGUGAGCGGGCAGUUGUAAAUAAGCAUAAAACGUACUGCAAAAUAGAUAUAUACGCUUACGGCCUUAUCAUCUGGUUAGCCCUCUACAGUGAAGUUGAGCCAUGGACUGAGAAAUCUUCGGAUGACUAUAAAAAUUACAAAAAAGAACAAACCGAUCAAAACAAUAGGAUUUCGAAAGAAAAGUUUCUCCGUGACCUAUUCAACGAUCCAAAUAAGUUUGAAACCAGACCAAAAUUUGAAGACGAUCAUUCAAACGCAAAUAAGGAUUUUAAAUUUUUACUCGACCUUGCCAGAAAUUGCUGGCAGAGUGAUUCGAGACUCAGACCUUCAGCAUCAAACAUUUUACAAAUGUUACAUGAUAAUGUAUUGAUCUCCAGUAGAAACUCAAGGAGAGUUGUUUAUCAAGUGCAUAAUAGUGUGUCUGCCGAGGUUCAACCUACCGUCCAUGUUUGAAACACGAAAAUGUAUUGUAUUGUUAUAUUUCGCGCUUAAUUGUUGCUGAAUAAAAGGUAUCUUUUAAUUGUAUGGUGUACAAGAUCGGUGUACUUUAAAUUUCUAAUUACUUAAAACGAACGUUCAACUAUACUUUAACUUUAACCUUUUUAAUAUCUUUAGAUUUAACAGAUUAACAGGAUUUAUUGUAUACAAGUUUUAACAAGAAAACGUCUUAUUUUUCACAAGGUUGGUUGUUGAUUCAGAAGUCAGCUGAUGACUACGUUGACAUUGAAUUGUUUAAUAAAUAAAAAGUUUCUCCAUAGUGGGGUAAUAGUAAUUUUGACCUAUACCCAGCUUUAAGUUUAACUGGUACAUCUAUGGCUCGCUUCCCCGACGGAGAAACAGAUAGAAGUGAUACGAAUGCGCGCAGAGAGCAUAGUCCUGGAUAUAUAUUUUUAUAAAUAAUUUAAACAUUAACUCUGAUUUUUCUUUGAGUUAUUUAUAUUUGUGGAACUUUUAGUUUUUGUUUAUUGCAUGGAGAACAGUGUAUAAUAUACACUGUAUAUAGUUAGAAUAUAGGUAGACUGAACUAUAAAAUUAGCAUUUUGUUCUCCUUGCGUAAUGCCAAUGGUGUGUGUUGUAGAUUUGGGUGGUAAAUAAAUACCGGUAUACGUUUGAUUUAAUUUUAUGAUAAUAUUAAUUGUGUCAGAUUUCAGAUUUGUAAACAUGUAUUCCAUUUUUAGAUUUGUUCUUACCCA